CGUGAAGCUUCGCGCGGGGAAGGACCGGAACUCCGGGCGGGCGGCUUGUUGAUAAUAUGGCGGCAGGAGCUGCCUGGGCAGCUAGAGGAGGCGGUGGGACCUACACCCGGAAGCGGGGUCUGUUUUCGGGCUAGUGCAGCGGCCUCUGCGGACCCGGAAGUCCGGGCCAGUUGCUGAAUGAGGGGAGCCGGGCCCUCCCCGCGACAGUCCCCCCGCACUCUCCGCCCCGACCCGGGCCCCGCCAUGUCCUUCUUCCGGCGGAAAGUGAAAGGCAAAGAACAAGAGAAGACCUCAGAUGGCAAGUCCAUUAGAGCUUCAGUGUCCGUACAUUCCCCACAAAAGAGCACUAAAAAUCAUGCCUUGCUGGAGGCUGCGGGACCAAGUCAUGUUGCAAUCAAUGCCAUUUCUGCCAACAUGGACUCCUUUUCAAGUAGCAGGACAGCAACACUUAAGAAGCAGCCAAGCCACAUGGAGGCCGCUCAUUUUGGUGACUUGGGCAGAUCUUGUCUGGACUACCAGACUCAAGAGACCAAAUCAAGUCUUUCAAAGACCCUUGAGCAAGUCUUGCAUGAUACUGUUGUCCUCCCUUAUUUCAUUCAAUUCAUGGAACUUCGGAGAAUGGAACAUUUGGUUAAAUUUUGGCUAGAGGCUGAAAGUUUUCACUCUACAACGUGGUCCCGAAUAAGAGCACACACUCUGAACACAGUGAAGCAGAGCUCACUGGCUGAGCCUGUCUCUCCAUCUAAAAAGCACGAAAGUACAGCAUCUUUUGUAACUGAGUCUCUUGAUAAGAGACUGGAGGAUUCUAGCUCAGCCCAGUUGCUUAUGACUCAAUCAGAAGGCAUUGACCUGAAUAAUAGAACUAAUAGCACUCAGAAUCACUUGCUGCUUUCCCAGGAAUGUGGUAGUGCCCACUCUCUCCAUCUGCAAAUGGCCAGAGCAGGAACUCAUCAAGUUUCCAUGGAAACCCAAGAAUCCUCCAGAUUUAUAGUAGCCAAUAGAAAUAAUCCCUCUUCUCCACUGAAGGAUUUAUCAGGAAAACUAAUGAAAAGUAUAGAACAAGAUGCAGUGAAUACUUUUACCAAAUAUAUAUCACCAGAUGCUGCUAAACCAAUACCAAUUACAGAAGCAAUGAGAAAUGACAUCAUAGCAAAGAUUUGUGGAGAAGAUGGACAGGUAGAUCCCAACUGUUUUGUUUUGGCACAGUCCAUAGUCUUUAGUGCAAUGGAACAAGAGCACUUUAGUGAGUUUCUGCGAAGUCACCAUUUCUGUAAAUACCAGAUUGAAGUGCUGACCAGUGGAACUGUUUACCUGGCUGACAUUCUCUUCUGUGAGUCAGCCCUCUUUUAUUUCUCUGAGUACAUGGAAAAGGAGGAUGCAGUGAAUAUCUUACAGUUCUGGUUGGCAGCAGAUAACUUCCAGUCUCAGCUUGCUGCCAAAAAAGGCCAGUAUGAUGGGCAGGAGGCCCAGAGUGACGCCAUGAUUCUCUAUGACAAGUACUUUUCCCUCCAAGCCACACAUCCUCUUGGAUUUGAUGAUGUUGUACGAUUAGAAAUCGAAUCCAAUAUCUGCAGGGAAGGGGGGCCACUCCCUAACUGUUUCACAACACCAUUACGUCAGGCCUGGACCACCAUGGAGAAGGUCUUUUUGCCUGGCUUUCUGUCUAGCAAUCUUUACUAUAAAUAUUUGAAUGAUCUCAUCCAUUCGGUCCGAGGAGAUGAAUUUCUGGGAGGGAAUAUUUCACUGGCUGCUCAUGGCUCUGUUGGCCCUCCUGAUGAGGCUAAUGCAGGAGGUUCUGACAGCUCCACUUCUCAGUCCAGUGUUAAAAAAGCCAGUAUUAAAAUACUGAAAAAUUUUGAUGAAGUGAUAAUUGUGGAUGCUGCAAGUCUGGAUCCAGAAUCUCUAUAUCAACGGACAUAUGCAGGGAAGAUGACGUUUGGAAGAGUUAGUGACUUGGGACAGUUCAUCCGGGAAUCUGAACCUGAACCUGAUGUAAAGAAAUCAAAAGGAUCUAUGUUCUCACAAGCUAUGAAGAAAUGGGUGCAAGGAAGUACUGAUGAGGCCCAAGAAGAGCUAGCUUGGAAGAUUGCUAAAAUGAUAGUCAGUGAUGUUAUGCAGCAGGCACAGUGUGACCAACCAGUAGAGAGAUCUACAAAGCUAUGACUCAAGACAUGAGAUAAAGGAGAUCUGCUUUUGAAACAUGAGAGAACUUUUCCCCUUGGUUGGAUUCUUCAACACAGCCAAUGAAAAUAGAGCACUGUAUUUGUUUCACUAAUAUAUCACUGUUGUUUCCAAGAAAGAAUGGGAGACAAUCCUAGACUUCCACCGUAUGCAGAGUUAUGUGUAGACGUGAUUGUUGCACAUGAUGUUCACACAGUGACAGUUACAAAGAUACAAAGUGGUAUUGUUUACAUUGCUAGAAAAUUAUUAGUUUUCUACUGGCAAUAACCUAUUUCUGAGAGAGUUUUAGCCCACUGUAAUAGACGGGGACCACGUCCUGUGGGAGGCAGAAUAGCAUAGAGCUGACAUUGGGUGCCAUCCUUGUAGCGGUAAUUCAUCCCUAGCAGCAGCAUGAAGCAGGUGCCAGAGGUGCUUUGCUUCUCCUCCUAAAACAAACAGGUGAAUCAGCCCCACCAAGAGCCAGGCAGCUCCAAAUGGCAGUGUGGUGCUAGCAGCUUGUUUUUCUUCAGUAGGACAAGGUGAUGGUUCAUUGUGCAAUCUUCCUUCACAGAGGCAUUAGUUUUGGAAGGAAUUUGACAGGUCAUGGGUCAGGUCCCCUUGACAUUGUCCUUCCUGAGAUGCAGUAUAUUUAAAACCAAUCUCUCCCCUGCUAACAGAAGGGUGAAUCUAGUUUACUUUGAGCAUUAGGAUGUACUCCUAUGGAACUCUGUGCUCCAGUUACUUAAUAAUAAUAAUGAUCACUCCAGUUUUUCCCUUGAACAAAAUAGUUCUUCCAAGAUUGUGCCAUUUUUUUUUUUAAUAAAAUGGGCAGGGUGGGUCAGGGGAGAGAAGUAAUCAACCUUGUUUGAUCGAUCCCUCCCUCCGCCGUUCAUUGCAGUGACCUGGGAUGUGUGCAGUUGGUGACCUUUUUUAUUCUGUCUUUAGGACAGUUGAAAGACUCACUGCACUUCUGCUGCGUCAGGACCACAUGGCCAUCAGCAGGGCCACCAGUUGGCAAGCACACUCCACUGGCCACGUGGUGCUAACGCUUCGUUCACACACGUAGCUAUUUGAGAGGAAAGGAAUUUCUCUUAGGUGUUAGUGCUUUUUGCUCAGACUUUGCAAAAAAAAUAAAAAUAAUAUAUAUAUACACAUAUAUAUACACACAUAUAAAUGUAUAAUUAUUAAUCACCUUUGUCCUUGAGAAAGUCUUGAAUGAAUAGAGAAUUUAUUCCAUUGCAAUAUUUGAUUGUAUAGAGGCACACUGUUUCAUCAACAGAAGAAGCAAAAAGGCUGUGUAUAAGUUUUUGGUACUAUGUACCACCUCUGUUAUUCUUCUAAAGCUGAAGUAUUCAUGUACUUAAACCAUAUUCUAUUUAAUUGUGUUUGAUUUAAAAAUAUAUCUAUAAAUUAUAUUUAAAAUUGUGUCAACUUUCUGCUUUCAGGGCAUUUAUGGCUCUUCUAUUGAAAUAUGUUGAUCCUU
This is a messenger RNA of Otolemur garnettii (small-eared galago), 3643 nucleotides long. RefSeq names its product A-kinase anchoring protein 10 (gene AKAP10). The record is from RefSeq and is a predicted model, not a curated record. NCBI's taxonomy places the organism in Eukaryota, Metazoa, Chordata, Mammalia, Primates, Galagidae. Gene Ontology annotation, biological process: intracellular protein localization. Bases 178 to 2163 code for a protein of 661 amino acids. Gene Ontology annotation, molecular function: protein kinase A binding. The transcript has 15 exons. Gene Ontology annotation, cellular component: plasma membrane.